Mesoplodon densirostris (Blainville's beaked whale) is the source of this 4085-nucleotide messenger RNA. It is a transcript of the gene DTL, whose product is annotated as denticleless E3 ubiquitin protein ligase homolog. Gene Ontology annotation, molecular function: protein binding; protein-macromolecule adaptor activity. NCBI's taxonomy places the organism in Eukaryota, Metazoa, Chordata, Mammalia, Artiodactyla, Ziphiidae. Gene Ontology annotation, biological process: proteasome-mediated ubiquitin-dependent protein catabolic process; mitotic G2 DNA damage checkpoint signaling. The record is from RefSeq and is a predicted model, not a curated record. Bases 114 to 2306 code for a protein of 730 amino acids. Gene Ontology annotation, cellular component: nucleus. The transcript has 16 exons.
GGAGUUGGAGGCAAUAACUAGUCGUGUUCUAAGGGACGCCACAUAAGAUUUCUGCUGAAUCUGGGGGCAUUUCCACGGCUUUUCCCUCCGUUGAAAGUUUUCCUCCGGCCCAGAUGCUCUUCAAUUCAGUACUCCGCCAGCCCCAGUUUGGCGUCCCGAGAAAUGGAUGGUCUUCACAAUACCCUCUACAGUCCCUUCUUACUGGUUAUCAGUGCAACUAUAAUGAUGAGCACACUUCUUAUGGAGAAACAGGAGCCCCAGUUCCUCCUUUUGGAUGCACCUUCUCUUCCGCUCCCAAUAUGGAGCAUAUACUAGCGGUUGCCAAUGAAGAAGGCUUCGUUAGGUUAUAUAACACAGAAUCACAAACCAGUAGAAAGAAGUGCAUCAAAGAAUGGAUGGCUCAUUGGAAUGCUGUCUUUGACCUGGCCUGGGUCCCUGGUGAACUUAAGCUUGUUACAGCAGCAGGUGAUCAAACAGCCAAAUUUUGGGAUGUAAAAGCUGGUGAGCUGAUUGGAACAUGCAAAGGUCAUCAGUGCAGCCUCAAGUCAGUUGCCUUUUCUAAGUUUGAGAAAGCUGUCUUCUGUACAGGUGGAAGAGAUGGCAACAUUAUGGUCUGGGACACCAGGUGCAACAAAAAAGAUGGAUUUUAUAGGCAAGUAAAUCAAAUCAGUGGAGCUCACAAUACUUUAGACAAGCAAACCCCUUCAAAACCUAAGAAGAAACAGAAUUCAAAAGGGCUUGCUCCUUCUGUGGAUUUCCAGCAGAGUGUUACUGUGGUCCUCUUUCAAGAUGAGAAUACAUUAGUCUCAGCAGGAGCCGUGGAUGGGGUAAUCAAAAUAUGGGAUUUACGUAAGAAUUAUACUGCUUAUCGGCAAGAACCCAUAGCAUCCAAGUCUUUCCUGUACCCAGGUAGCAGCACUCGAAAACUAGGAUACUCAAGUCUGAUUUUGGAUUCUACUGGCUCUACUUUAUUUGCUAACUGCACAGAUGACAACAUCUACAUGUUCAAUAUGACUGGAUUAAAGACUUCUCCAGUGGCUGUCUUCAAUGGACAUCAGAACUCUACCUUUUAUGUUAAGUCCAGUAUUAGUCCAGAUGACCAGUUUUUAGUCAGUGGCUCAAGUGAUGAAGCUGCCUACAUCUGGAAGGUCUCCAUACCCUGGCAUCCUCCUACUGUGCUCCUGGGUCAUUCUCAAGAGGUCACAUCUGUGUGCUGGUGUCCAUCAGACUUCACAAAGAUUGCUACCUGCUCUGAUGACAAUACACUGAAAGUCUGGCGCUUGAAUAGAGACUUAGAAGAGAAAUCAGGAGGAGAUAAACUCUCCAUAGUGGGCUGGGCCUCUCAGAAGAAGAGAGAGGCGAGAGCCGACCUAGUAACAGUGACAAGUAGCCAGAGUACUCCUGCCAAAGCCCCCAGAGUAAAGAGCAGUCCAUGCAUUUCCUCCCCAUCAUCAGCAGCUUGUGCUCCAAGCUGUGCUGGAGACCUCCCUCUUCCUUCAAAUACUGCCACAUUCUCUCUUAAAACCCCUCCUGCCAAGACCCGAUCUCCCAUCAGCAGAAGAGGCUCCAUGUCCUCUGUCUCUCCCAAGCCACCCUCAUCUUUCAAGAUGUCCAUUAGAAACUGGAUGACCCGAACACCUUCCUUAUCACCACCCAUGACUCCACCUGCUUCUGAGACCAAGAUCAUGUCUCCAAGAAAAGCCCUUAUACCUGUGAGCCUGAAAUCAUCCCAAGCAGUGGCUUGCUCUGAGUCUAGAAAUAGAGUAAAGAGGAGGCUAGACUCAAGUUGUCUGGAGAAUGUGAAACAAAAGUGUGUAAAGAGUUGCAACUGUGUGACUGAGCUUGAUGACCCAGUUGAAAAGCUUCAUUUGGAUCUGUGCUGCCUUGCUGGUAACCAGGAAGACCUUGGUAAGGACUCUCUAGGUCCUACCAAACCAAGCAAGAUUGAAGGGACUAGUAUGAGUGUCACAGAGCCUCCUUCUCCUGCCAGUCCUUAUGCUUCAGAAGGCUGUGGAACGCUACCUCUUCCUUUGGGAUCUUGUGGAGAAGGCUCUGAAGUGGUAGGCAAAGAGAAUAGCUCCCCAGAGAAUAAAAACUGGUUAUUGGCCAUGGCAGCCAAACGGAAGGCUGAGAAUUCAUCUCCACGAAGUCCAUCAUCCCAGACCCCCAACCCUAGGAGGCAGAGUGGAAAGACUUCUCCAGGCCCGGUCACCAUUACUCCCAGCUCCAUGCGGAAAAUCUGUACAUAUUUCCAUAGAAAGUCCCAAGAUGGCUACUGUAGUCCAGAACAGUCAACAGAAUUAUAGAUUCUCAUCUGAAGAAAAUCCUUUCAACUCCGAAAUUUACCUAGCCUGGUUCUACUGCCAUGGUGUACGUGCAGCUUCCUCGGAAUGAAUGCUGUGUUUAAAUUUCAUAAAGUAAGUUUGUCACUGUGUAACAUUUUGAAUGAGUAGUCUUUACUUUUUAAAUUAUGCAUCUUCUGUACAAUAAUGACAUCCCAUGUCAUAGAGGCAAAAAAACAAGUGUUGUCUCUCGUUACUCUGAAACUUUCUGGGCACAGUGGAAAGUAUCUGCGGGCCACAGCAGGAGGCCUGUCUGUGAAGGUCAGCUGCUGAAGAGGACCCUGGGUCUCUGCUGCUUCCAACAAAUAUAGUUUCAUAUAAAAUAUAUAUAAUCUUUUCACUACAUUUUUGUGGGGUUUUUUAAGUAUGUGGUAAAAUGUGAUGUUUAGAUAAGCAAGUUUAUAUUGAUUCAGUGUUAAAAUACAAUCUCAAGUUAAAAUCAUCUUUAUUUUAAAAGCAGUGAUAAAUAUCAGCUUGUUGGAGAAACUUGGAGAACACUAGAAAUGUUUGUCUUUUUUCCCCCCAUAUAUAUCUCCCAUAUGAGAUCUAAGGUUCUCAUAUUUUUACCAAGCAAUCUACGAUGUUUCCAACCCAACAUCACGUUCUAGAAGAGGUUAUAGUUUUUGCCAUUUACUGGAGGAAGAUGUUUAUAGAAUCAGUAGUCACUGAAGCUGGAGUUUGAAUUCAGUCUUCAGUUCUCUAGGGGCUGCUACUUUUAAAAAAAAGAAGUCAUCAGAGUUUAAGAAAAAGUAAUGGUUUCUUAUUGAUAUUUUUAUAAAAGUAGGUAGUUCUUAACUGAAAAUCCAGAACCUAAAGAGUAAAUCUUGACUUUAACUUGAUUUUUUGGAUUCCCUUUAUAUACGAAAAAGCAGUGAUCUUCUAGUAGAGCCCUGAGCCAAACGUCAUGGAAUUUUCUCUAGGUAUUUAAUAUAGAGAGUAUACAGACUGACUCUCAGUUAAUAAUGUGCAACAUAUCUUGAGUAUCCCUUACCUUAACAGUUACGUAUCAAUCAUCUUGAAAUGAACCAUUGUUUUAUAUUUUAGCCCUUUGUAACCUCAUAGAAACAAGCUCUGUGUACUUUCUAUGUACUAUGUCCUUGGAAGGGAGUCCCCUUCCAGUCAUGAAACUUGAUUCAUUUUAUCCACAUCCCUGAGGACUGUGUAGACUUUAUUCAUACUUUUGUCAUCAUUUUAAAAUCUAUUCUUAAUGAUAACUCUUUAAUUCCUUUGAUUCUUAUAAAUGAAGGUGUAACAACAAGAACUGCAUGGGUCAGUUAAGCAUGGGUUCUCCUGGUUUUAUCCAAGGAGAAAGGUAAAUAAAGGAAAGCCACAGAAAUGCUAUUUUCAAAACAAAGUAUGCCGUAGCAUUAACUGAAUAUUUAAGAACUCUACUUAUAUUUGAUGUUUGAUUUUUGUGUGUUUGUGGGAAGGUGUUAUUUAUGACCAAUACCUGCCAAUAAUGAAGUCUAUCUUUCUUGAUUUGAAAGCCAGUGGGGAAAAGGAUCCAUGAAAAGGAGAACUAAAGUAGGUGGUUUUCUUCUUUGUAUCCCUGCUCAUCUGACAGUUUCUGCUGAGUAAAAUUGCGGAUAAAUGUGGCUGUCAGAAACUGUGCUGAGAGUCUACUGAGUGUAACAUUCCCACUUGGAAAACUAGUACUUCAAAUGAGUGCCAAAGGUCAAAUGUAAUGAGAUAAUAAUUAUCCCUGCUUGUGUCAGUGUCAGACUUUGAGCUGCUCCUGAAUAA